AUGGGGGUGUUGAAGAUGCUGAAUGAGCUGAGCAUCCUGUGCGGUGUUGAGGCAGGUGCAGUACUGUACAGCUCUUUUGAGCAAGGUCCGGUUGUAUGGCCGAGUGUUGAAGGUAUGCAACAGACCAUUGCCACAUUCAAGAACAUGCCAGAUUUUGCCCAAACUCGAGGAAUGAUGAACCACGACACCUUCCUUGAUGACAGGUUUCUGAAAUUAGGCACUCAGCUUCUCAAUCUGAAGACAGUGAAUAGAGUGACGGAGAUGGCUUUACCUCAAUCCCAGCAUCAGCUCCAACUCAGGGAGGGCCCAGCACCUCAACAAAUCCUUAAAAUCCACACCUCCAUCUAG
Ipomoea triloba (trilobed morning glory) is the source of this 348-nucleotide messenger RNA. Its product is annotated as agamous-like MADS-box protein AGL90. NCBI's taxonomy places the organism in Eukaryota, Viridiplantae, Streptophyta, Magnoliopsida, Solanales, Convolvulaceae. Bases 1 to 348 code for a protein of 115 amino acids. The transcript has a single exon. Gene Ontology annotation, molecular function: protein dimerization activity; DNA binding. The record is from RefSeq and is a predicted model, not a curated record.